AUGCAGUCAAUCGCGCCUUCCCCGUCAAUAGUACCCAACGUAACCGAGCAAGCCCCUUCCCCCUCGCAGUUAGCCGCGCGUCAGGUAAUGCCUCGCGACUUACCGAUGUUCUCCGGUGAUCCCGCGGAGUGGCCUAUCUUCAUAACGCCGAGAUCUGACAAACUAGAGACGCUCAUCGAGUUUGGUCUGGCUGUGCAGAGUUUGUGUGACCAUCUUGUAGCAGCAGGACAGCAGCCUCAUCUGACGAAUCCCUACUUGUUGAUGGAGUUGGUGGACAAGCUACCUGCGCACGUGAAAAUGGAUUGGGCGAGUUACAUGCAGAGAUAUCCCGAGGUGAACCUGAAGACCUUCAGCAACUUCAUGGAGGGCAUCAUGGUCGCGGCGAGCAAAGUUACGCUGUACACGAGUAGUUGCACCGAAAAAACAAAACCCAAACCCAGGACAUCUAUCAACACCCAUUUCAACGAACAGGAAUGGCCAAAGGACGAUGAAAGGAUUUGCUGCAUCUGUAAAAAUCGUGGACAUCGCGUUCGGGAAUGUGAUGCUUUCAAAGCGCUAUCCAUCAAUGAUCGCUGGAAAACAGUGCAAUUUCAUGAACUAUGUAGAAGUUGUCUUUGUGCCCACGGCAAAAGAAGUUGCCGAAAUGCUGCUCAGUGCGGUAUCAAUGGGUGUACCUUUCGUCAUCAUCCCCUGCUCCAUUCAAACCGAAGCGAACCAGCUCCGCGUGAAGUAGAGACGCAGAACGUAGAAGCGGCGGGAAACCACACUCAUCGCCUGCUGAAUCAGUCACUACUGUUCCGAGUCAUUCCAGUGACGCUUUAUGGACCUCGAAAGGCAGUGACAACCUUUGCCUUCCUCGACGAUGGAUCACAGCUGACACUUAUCGACGAAGAACUUACUCGAGAACUUGGCGUUGAUGGUAGGAGUGUUCCGUUGUGCAUCACUUGGACCGGGAAUGUGUCCAGGAUGGAAGAAAAUUCGAAGCAGCUGCGGCUAGAUAUAUCUGGCGUGGAUAAGGGAAAACGUCUGAAUCUCGACGACGUGCGCACCGUGAAAAAACUGGCCCUGCCAGGCUAUGAGAACGCUUUGCCACGUCUACUCAUUGGAGUCAACAAUCUGCACUUAACCGUCCCGCUGAAAGUUAAGGAAGGAAGUUUCAAUGAGCCGGUAGCUACUAAGACGCGGCUCGGGUGGUGCAUCUAUGGAGGAAAUGGCUCCUCCACGUCAAAUUCAGUCAACGUCCAUGCUUGUGAGUGCAACUGUGAUCGCAAUCUUCAUGAUCUGAUAAAGGAUUAUUUUAUCUUGGAGGAUGCCGGUGCAACAUCGACGAGUGAACCAGUUUCGGCUGGAGAUAAAAGAGCACAGGAACUUCUGCAGCAAACCACGGUCCGAGUCGGCGAUAGGUUCGAAACCGGGUUAUUGUGGAGAGAAGAGGAAAUCGAGUUUCCCGAAAGCUACGGAGCUGCGGUGCGAAGAUUGGAGUGUUUGGAGAGACGCAUGAAGAAGAAUCCGUCUUUAAAAGAUAACCUGGAACGUCAAAUCAACGAAUAUCAACAGAAGGGUUAUGCUCACCGUGCCAGCGAAAAGGAGUUACGAUCGGCAGACUUAAGAAGGGUCUGGUAUCUUCCUCUCGGAGCCGUAGUCAAUCCAAAGAAGCCGGAAAAGGUGCGUCUCAUUUGGGACGCGGCUGCUACGGUGAAUGGGGUAUCCCUCAAUUCCCUUCUGCUUAAAGGUCCGGAUCAGCUGACUUCGUUGUUAGCGGUUUUGGUACGAUUCCGGCAAUAUUCGGUAGCAGUCUCAGCGGAUAUUAAGGAGAUGUUUCAUCAGGUUAGAAUCCGUGAAGCCGAUCGUCAAUCCCAGCGAUUCUUGUGGCGAAACGAACCAUCAAGCAGUCCAGAUAUUUUUAUCAUGGACGUUGCAACGUUUGGAUCAACGUGCUCACCGGCCUCUGCACAAUAUGUGAAGAACAGGAAUGCAACGGAAUACGCGGAAGAAUUUCCAAGAGCUGCAGAGGAAAUCAUUCACAACCAUUACGUGGAUGAUUAUUUGGCAAGCUUCGAGACGGAGGCGGAUGCAGCAGAAACUGCGGAACAAGUAAAGUUUAUUCACAUCCAAGGUGGUUUCGAACUUACGAACUGGAACUCCAACAGUACUAUAGUACUGCAUCGAGUAGGAGCAGCAGAAGAUAAUGACCGGAAGCAUCUGUUUCUGGACAAAGGCAAUCAGUUUGAACGUGUUCUCGGAAUGCUGUGGUUAGUUGGCGAGGAUCAGCUUAGCUUCUGUACACAACUUAAAGAAGACGUACAGGAAAUCAUUGCGGGAAAUAUCGUACCCACGAAACGGCAGGUUCUACGUUGCCUAAUGAGCUUCUUCGAUCCUUUGGGCCUGUUGAGUUUCCUAUUCGUCCACGGCAAAAUUUUGCUGCAGGAUGUAUGGCGUGCCGGAAUACAAUGGGAUCAAACAAUCAGCAAUGAACAAUUCCCCGAUGUUAUUUCAUGA
Molecule: messenger RNA, 2499 nt
Organism: Aedes albopictus (Asian tiger mosquito)
Lineage: Eukaryota; Metazoa; Arthropoda; Insecta; Diptera; Culicidae
Exons: 4
Coding region: 1-2499 (832 amino acids)
Source: RefSeq, a predicted model, not a curated record